UUCAGUACAAACAGAAAAUUUAAAUAAUACUGAGAAACAAAAUAUUUUUUUUACAUACUUCGACGCCUAUACGUAGAGUGAUCGAUUAGAAAUGAGUGAAAAUAAAAAUGAGGAGUCAAACACUUUAAGUAAUAAAUUAACACCCCAGAAACAGAACAAAAUUCGAAAUCCCUUCGACAAAGUGCUUGUGGAAAGGCUACAUCAACCGUUAAGCAGCCCUGGUAUGUGCAAAAUAUAUAAAAGUAAAUCGAAAGGUACAUUUAGAUGGGAUAUAGAAGAAGCUUGUACUCUAACACCGGCGGAAAUAAUAGUAUGCAAUAGUCAAUAUGAGGCAUCCCCAGAUCCAGCUCUGGAGAAAAUUGCUGAAGAAGCUACAGAGAAAUUUUUUUCCCAAGAACUUAUUGUGCCAAGUCCAAUGGAGCCUGCUAAAAAACAGCAAUCACUUAUAUCCAAGACUUCAAAUUCACGUAAAUGUAGCCCCAACAAGCCACAAAGUGAAAAUAGUUCAACACAAACAAUGUUAACUUUUCCACCAAUAUUACCCCCGGAAAUUGAAAAGAUCUUGCAAUCUUUCUGCACAUUUUCACAGGAAGAAGCAUUGUUCGACGAAUGUGAGAGAACCGCAAAUGGAUCGAUUUACGUACAUACUGUCUUCACACAGCAUGAUUAUAGUGAUCAACAUUAUGACUCGGAACAGACUGAUGAUGAGAGCCAAGAUGAUAAGAUACCUCUGACAAGUUACGAAGAACAUAUUCCUGUGGAGGUCAGCCCUGAUUUGAGCAAUAACCUCGUGUCAAAGGGAAUGAAGCGAACAUUCGGAACGCCAUUGCAGGCGAAAUCCCACAAGCCGUAUAAAAACAAGAUAUUGAACAUUGGUGAUUUUGAACUUUGUGUUAGUCCGAUACAAUUUGCGACACCCAAACGAAAUGAGAAUUCAUCAUCAUCGCUAUCUAUAUCACCGGUUGAAGCUGGUGAUGAAGAGAAGAAAUUAAUAUCACCCGAGGCCAUGGCAACUUGUCUCGACUGUGUCCAUACAAAGUUUGAGACUAAAGGAAGAUGUUUUUGUACCCCGAAUAAUGGGAGAAGCGCCUUGCUCAAGGAAUCCCCGAAAUAUAUGCCAAAGCGAAGUUCCAGUAUGACGAAUCUCAAUAGAAGUCGGUCGGUACAAAAACUUGACUUCAGUAUGGACAUGAGUGUUGACGGAUCACAUAAUAUGACACAAGGAUCGGAAACCAGUAUAGCAGAUACAAAGCAAAUGUGGUCUAUAGAAGAUACGAGACAGUUCCAAGACACCCGAGAAAUUCAGUCUUCCACAAAACUUAAUAAUUUCGACGAAACACCGAUAAAGGGGAAAAGACGGACUAACGUCGCCCACGAGAUUAGCAAAAUUCGCGAUUCCGCACUAAGCCCGCUGAAUAUGUCCUUCGAGAACUUUGACAUCCCGCUCAGUAUGGAGAGAAAGAUUGAUUUUGCAUCUGUGGAUCUUAAAUUUUUGAAUGAAAACCAGACCGUGGUCGGCGAAUCGAGCUUUAAAAGAAUUGACAGCGGCUUCAAUGAGAACACGUUUUACGCGUCGAGUUAUUACGAGAGUGCGAUAAAGCCUUCGGAAUUGACGAUUUCCAAGAAGGCUUUGAAGGAGAUAUCGAAUGUCAACUGGGCUCGGGUGGACAGUGGGUUCAAAGAGGAGGAGUUUUAUGAACAGAAGAAGUGUGUCUCCGGUGAUAAAGAGAAUCAGAGGGAUCCGAUGUCGAUUUCUGAUUAUUUUAACGAGGAUUUAACCUUCAGUUGUAAUUUUUCGUCUACGCCGUCGAGUAGUAAGCGUAAAUUUAAUUUUUAGUUAAUCUAGUAUGUGAUAGAUAGAUACGUACGUAGUUUUUUAACAUUGACGUGCGUAUACGCACUCUUGCGUACAUGACUUUGUCUAUUUCAAAAUAAAUAUAGAAACAUACAUUUACAAAAUACAAAUCUUCUAACUUUUAAUAUUAAUUUAGAUUACAGUUUUCUUAGUGUGAUGACGGUAUUAAAUAAAAUUUAAAUUAUUAGUGACUGCAUUGAGAUGCGUAUACGCACAUAGUAGAAAAUUGUAUAGUUAUUAAUUUUUAUUUCUUUCGCUAUGAUUUAUAAAAGAAAUUACAGAAUUUAUGCGUAAUAUUAUUAAUUUCAAAAAAUUACUUCCAUACCUCACAGUAUUCCACAGGGCAAAUGUUAGUAAUUUAGUUUCUGAAAUAUCGUUUGAUUAGGUGUUAAAUACUUGUUUAUUAUAAUGAAUGAAAAUUUAUUAAUGCGAAUUAAACAUAGAACAAUUAAGAUAAAUACAAGUGUAAACUCUAUAUAACGAUACUGACAGGACUGCACAUUUUAUGGCGUUAUAGAGAAUGGUCGUUAAAUGGGGAGAAGAAAAAUCAGAAUUCAAAAAGGAAAAGUUUAUUUCAGAGUUUCAGACUGUUAAUAGGUUUAUAAAAAUAAUCUUAAUUGAAUGAUAUUGCGUGUAGUCUGUUAUUUUUGUCUGUCUUUGGCUGAAGCAGGAUGGAUAUUGAGGCAAUUUAGCUGCUACCAGAGCUUCUUUAAUGUUCGGCGGAGGAUCGGGCUCAUCCGUCUCAUCUUCGUCUCCUUGUUCUUGAUCCUCAGUGUUUCUCACUGAAUCAAAAAUUUCUUUGUCUGGAAGUGAAGCCGUUGUAAGCAGGCAGUCUACUUCGAUGUAGGUUUGAAGAGUUGCCGUUGUAAGCUGGCAGUCUUCUUCGAUGUAGGUUUGAAGAGUUGCCGUUGUAAGCAGGCAGUCUACUUCGAUGUAGGUUUGAAGAGUUGCCUUUGGUAGCAGGCAUUCUGCUUCGAUGUAGGUUUGAAGAGUUGCCGUUGUAAGCAGGCAGUCUACUUCGAUGUAGGUUUGAAGAGUUGCCUUUGUAAGCAGGCAGUCUACUUCGAUGUAGGUUUGAAGAGUUGCCUUUGUAAGCAGGCAGUCUACUUCGAUGUAGGUUUGAAAAGUUGCCGUUGUAAGCAGGCAGUCUACUUCGAUGUAGGUUUGAAGGGUUGCCGUUGUUAGCAGGCAGUCUACUUCGAUGUAGGUUUGAAGAGUUGCCUUUGUAAGCAGGCAGUCUACUUCGAUGUAGGUUUGAAGAGUUGCCUUUGUAAGCAGGCAGUCUACUUCGAUGUAGGUUUGAAGGGUUGCCGUUGUUAGCAGGCAGUCUACUUCGAUGUAGGUUUGAAGAGUUGCCUUUGUAAGCAGGCAGUCUACUUCGAUGUAGGUUUGAAGAGUUGCCUUUGUAAGCAGGCAGUCUACUUCGAUGUAGGUUUGAAAAGUUGCCGUUGUAAGCAGGCAGUCUACUUCGAUGUAGGUUUGAAGGGUUGCCGUUGUUAGCAGGCAGUCUACUUCGAUGUAGGUUUGAAGAGUUGCCUUUGUAAGCAGGCAGUCUACUUCGAUGUAGGUUUGAAGAGUUGCCUUUGUAAGCAGGCAGUCUACUUCGAUGUAGGUUUGAAGAGUUGCCGUUGUAAGCAGGCAGUCUACUUCGAUGUAGGUUUGAAGAGUUGCCGUUGUAAGCAGGCAGUCUACUUCGAUGUAGGUUUGAAGAGUUGCCGUUGUAAACAGGCAGUCUACUUCGAUGUAGGUUUGAAGAGUUGCCUUUGUAAGCAGGCAUUGUACUUCGAUGCAGGUUUGAAGAGUUGUCGUUGUAAGCAGGCAGUCUACUUCGAUGUAGGUUUGAAGAGUUGCCGUUGUAAGCAGGCAUUCUACUUCGAUGCAGGUUUGAAGAGUUGUCGUUGUAAGCAGGCAGUCUACUUCGAUGUAGGUUUGAAGAGUUGCCGUUGUAAGCAGGCAGUCUACUUCGAUGUAGGUUUGAAGAGUUGUCGUUGUAAGCAGGCAGUCUACUUCGAUGUAGGUUUGAAGAGUUGCCGUUGUAAGGAGGCAGUCUAUUUCGAUGUAGGUUUGAAGAGUUGUCGUUGUAAGCAGGCAGUCUACUUCGAUGUAGGUUUAAAGAGUUGCCGUUGUAAGCUGGCAGUCUACUUCGAUGUAGGUUUGAAGAGUUGUCGUUGUAAGCAGGCAGUCUACUUCGAUGUAGGUUUGAAGAGUUGCCGUUGUAAGCAGGCAGUCUAUUUCAAUGUAGGUUUGAAGAGUUAUCAUAUUUCCUGCCAUGUUGAAGUGUUGAAUCCACUUGGUUAAUGGAAAGUCGUCGUCGCUAUCAAACUCAGGUUCUGUUUCAACCUUAUCAUUCGUAGAAUUGGUACAAAAUCCAGCAUGUCCAAAAAGUGCUGUAUCACUACUUCGUAGGCUUUAGAUUAAAAAAUUACUGCAUGCAGCAUAUUAACAGAAGUUUUAGCCUCAGAUUCGACAGUUUGGAAGUAGGUGAGUAACUAUGUAUAUGAUAUAGAUAAUCCAUGACUCCUACUUAUUAGUCAUGGUCAACCACAGUCUUCACGUGCAAUCAAUUCCAAUUUGUAAACAAAAUAAUUUCUUAGAUAGUUCGUAUGCAUGAUGCCGACAGUCAAGUUUAUUGCGGUCUAGGAUAAUAAAGCGACAAACGAAAGUACACAACUGCGCGGUUUUUUACUAAUUUAAACAAUUUAAAAAGUAUUUUAUUACGCAAGUAAUGUCGUUAUUGAGAGUGGGUGUAAUGCUAUGUACGUAAAGAGUGUAUCAUUGUAUGGAAGACAAGCUAAACCUACGAAAGCCAAUUGAUUUCGACGCUUUAUAGGGUUCGUCGUUAGAUCGGGACGUUACAUGGAGUUUACACUGAAUUAGUUUUGAUUAUUAUUAGUGGUUACGUUUAUUUUUUUUAAUUCUCUACAUGCUAGCCAAGGCAAAUCGAUAUAUCAACGAAAACUACCAUUAUUUUUAAAUUUAAGAGAAACUGGCAACAUUCCGCGAACUUUUUGCGUGCCUACCAAUGAUUUUCUCCAUAUUAAAAAAUAUAUAUAUAAAUUAGUGAAUUUUUGACGUCGUUGCAUAUCCGUAGGUUUGUUAAUGAAUUGUUGCAUUUAGUUUAAGAUUACUUUUAUAUUGACGAUUCUGAUGGCAAUUAACAAUUUUUUUUAUCACGUUAUUUUUAAUUUUCCCAUCGGACAUAUAUCUGCGCCCAUUUUGUUAUAUUUUAGGAUCGUAGGUGAUAUUUCUUAUCUAUGACGCUUUAAUAAUAAAAAAAAAAUUAAAUCAGUUAAAAAAUAUCGAAUUGGUAUACCUAAUUAGAAUAUGGAAAAUUUGACGCCAGAUUAUUCACUGAUUUUAGAAUGUACAGUAAUUCUCUAUAACGUUGGACCCGGCCGUGUUAUAAGAAAUCGCGUUGUAGGAGUAAUCUCCUAUAACACGGUUUUUGAACACUUGGAGCAAGUAUUCCAUACAGUUUUGUUUAAUUUUAUAACAAUAAAUUGAAACAGGUGCAAAUGUACGCAAAACUAAUUAUGGACUUGACAAAUCGUAAUAAAUUUCACACUACAGAUAUCUAACAUCUUAGAAAUCUCCGCGUUAGGAUUUCUGUAUAGUAACUGUUUUUAGCCGUGUAUCGGAUGUCAAAAGUUAAUCCGUAAAAGUCCGUAAAUUUUGGGUUUUAAUGUUUUUAACUAGUAAAGUUGUCUUAGUAAAUAAUUUCUUUACGAGAAUUGUAAAAUGCGUCAGAAUCGUCAUUGUGUUUUUUUUGUGUGUUUAAUUUUUAUAUUUAUAAUUUGAGACUGAAUUUGA
This is a messenger RNA of Pieris brassicae (large cabbage white), 5665 nucleotides long. RefSeq lists its product as uncharacterized. Lineage: Eukaryota; Metazoa; Arthropoda; Insecta; Lepidoptera; Pieridae. Gene Ontology annotation, cellular component: cytoplasm; nucleus. Gene Ontology annotation, biological process: activation of protein kinase activity; regulation of mitotic nuclear division; regulation of mitotic spindle organization. Bases 92 to 1837 code for a protein of 581 amino acids. The record is from RefSeq and is a predicted model, not a curated record. Gene Ontology annotation, molecular function: protein kinase binding. The transcript is spliced from 8 exons.